CAUGUGGUGUGCUGAUCGCCCCGCGGUGUGCCCGCACGCUCGGCGUGUAUGCAGCCGAGCGAGUGAAAUUAGGUUUACACGGCACGCUGCUAACCCCGAGCCUGUGGUCAGAAGGCCGAAAAUAGCCCCGAUUGCAGCGCCCAAUUCCGCGUUACUGCACUCGUCCGUGCCUUUCCUUUAAACUUGUUCCUGCCAGGUAGCCAUUCACCUUAGGCUCGUCUUUUACUUAGGCAUUACAAGGCCCAAAUGUACAGUUAAUGAGUUUUAUGUUGAAAAAUAAGUCACGAGACUUUUGUUUCUCCCCUUUCUUUGUUUCUAGUACGUGCUGUGAGUUUGUAGUCAGCUCUGUUCAGGCAGACAUCUGCUUAUGUUGCAGGAGCACCGUGUAAUAGACGAGAUGGACAUAAACACCACCCAGAUGGCUAACUGAGUGCCUUUGGUUACCUUACUGAGGUGCCAAAAUAAUGGGGUCUGCAGGAAAAGAGCUGACAGUGUUAGACUGCGAGGCCUGGCCUGUGCCUAAAAUGCGUUGCCCUCUUGUAAUGUUUAGGGGUGUAUUUGGGUGUCUACUUAUUCUUAAUUUUUUCAGUAGUACAAUGGGGAUGCAUCUACCAAUGCCAGCAAAUCUCUACAUUCCUAUGAAACAUGGCAUAAUAAAGGUUCAUUACACCGUGAUGGCUGAUAGGCAAAUUAUGAUAUAGGGCCCCUUGCUUCUCUUGUGUGAUUGUAGAGCUUUCCACCUGUUACUUCAUUCCCAUGGCCCUUCCUAAAGCUGCUGUCAUUUUGACUCUCUGGAGAAGGAAAAUAAGAUAUUUUAUUCCCACCUGCAGGAUACUUGCAAGGCAGUAAUAGAUUGUAUUGCUUGUCCAUAGAGCCCCAGCCAGCUGUAGGUGCCCUGUGCUUUUCAUGAGCAUGAAAGCUAUAAAACAUCUUUUAAUAACUGCUUGAGCAAACUGCCAGAAGAAGAAAAUGGAUGUGCAGACAAGCACUUUUCUUUGUGGAGGGUGUAUUUCUGUACACUUUCUGGCUAGUGAAAUUCAGUUUGGCAAGGUAGUAUGAAUACUUCUAAGAAAUGUUUAUUGGCAAAGUAAUUAUUCAUAAAUAAACUUGCUUGAACUCAUAGGAACAUUUUAAGACAUACAUUUCCAAAUUGUGGAAUAUAGAGCAGUAUUCAGUCAUUAUGCUGCUGGAAAGUUAAAAGAAAGAGUGCCGCUGAAUGGAGGAAGCUUGCUAGCUAUCUAUCAGGAGUCAAUUUGAGGAAGUAGAAAAGCAGAAUUUGUCAGUUGUAGCCUCUUCUGCAGGUAGAGAGAUUUGUUUUCAUUUCAGGUUAGUUCAGGCAAGAAACCAAUUAAUUUUAUUUAAGAACAGCAAGAAAAUCUUUUUAGGAGUAAUAAUUAUGUAAGAAGCUAGAGCUUUCAGAUACAAAUUCCUGAAUGGUAACCAAACAGAGUUGACUCAGUUUGCUCAUUGUAGUAAGCCAAGUCAUGAAUUAAAUUUGUCGUCUUUUCUACUGUUUCUAGUGCACUGAAAUUAUCGUUGUUUAAUGAAAACAGUGUUCAAACACCACUUUCCUGCAUUGCUAAAGGAACUCCUUUUCAGCUCAGAAGAAGCUUAAUUCAAGUGCAAGAUUUCUACUCAUUUAUCGAUUUGCAAUACAAUAAAACUCUUGAGUUAAAAAUGUGAAUACACAUCUUCAACUGCUCUAACUACUUGAGUGCACACAUCCACCUGGCUGCAAAAGAAGGCUUAUAUGAAUCCCAUAGCUAUGGCCAGAGCACGAGGUCCGGCCCAAAAUUCAGGACCAACAAUACAAGACUACUUGAACAGGCCAAGACCAACAUGGGAAGAAGUGAAAGAACAACUAGAAAAGAAAAAGAAAGGAUCCAGGGCUUUGGCUGAGUUUGAAGAAAAGAUGAACGAGAAUUGGAAGAAAGAACUGGAAAAACACAGGGAGAAAUUACUGGGUGGAAAUGAGAGUUCCUCCAAAAAGAAGGAGAAAAAGAAAAAGGAAAAGAAGAAAUCUAGUAGGUUGUCUUCAUCUUCCUCUUCUUCAUCAAGUUCUGAUUCUUCCAGCAGUGAAUCUGAUUCAGAAGAUGAGGAUAAGAAGCAAGGGAAGAAAAAAAGGAAGAAGAAGUAUCGCUCCUCACGGAAAUCUUCAACAAGCUCAACUUCUGAAUCUGAGUCAGACAGCAAGGACAGCACAAAAAAGAAGAGGUCAAAGGAAGAUCAUGAAAAAGAGAAGGAUGGCAAAAAUCACCACAGAAAAAGGAAGAAGGCAGAUCGUGGUGACGGACCUUUAUCAUCAGAAUCCUUAUCAGAAUCAGAUCAGACAGAGGAGGUGCAAGCAAAAAAGAAGAAAAGCAAUGAAGAAAAAGAGAAAGCAACAGAUAAAGCAAAAAAGAGAAAGAAGCACAAGAAGCAUGGUAAAAAGAAGAAAAAGAAGGUUGCUGGUUCAAAUUCAGAUUCAGAGUAGUAUUUAAAAAGCAAGACUAUCAACAGAAGUGCAAUGACUAAAGGAAACUUAAACUGUGAAAUGAUGACAAACUUUACCAAACUGCAUGAGUUUUCCUGUGUUCUAGAAAUAUUCCUAAUCUUUCAGUAGCCAGCCAGAUGCAGCUGUGCUGGGGAAGACCAUUGUUAUUGCCUGCUGCUUAAUACAUGAGGUACAACUUUUAUAAAAUUCCAAUAAGCAGUAUUAGAUGUUUGAAACAAUAUGAGGUGGUAGUCCAGCUGAGAUGUAAAAUAUUGGAAAGUAAGAGUUAAACUUUUUAGAUACUGAAAGUAGUGUUUUAAAGCAUUAGUAAUAGUCUUUAUUUGUAAAUCAGGACAAAUAAAAUCCCAAGUUCAUCUUGUAGGUUUAUAUUAUACAUAAACAAUUACAAGCUGGUGUCUGCGAAUGGCAUUUACAAAAUGGAAAAUUAAUGAUAACAUUUAAAAUGCUGCCUUUGUAGCAAUGUUUAUCAUCUGCCCCAUUACCAUCUUUAUGCUUUUGAGAAAGGGAAUGCUACUGUUUCGGCUAACUGAAUAGGGUGCCUUUGCCUUUGAUCCUUGCAAAUUUCUGCUGUUUUUAAUCCAUGCAGCAUCUCUGACCCUAGGGAGAGCAGAACUAUUGUCAGCAGUUCUGGGCUUCUGAGCAUGUGCUUCUGCAUUAAGCAAGAGCAAUGACAUUUUGCAGUAUAACUGACAUUCAAAGCCAGAAGACUUUACCUCUGCUUCUUUGCAAUAGCGAUAGAUCUGUGCUAGUAAAUAUGCAUAUUUCAUUUAAUGUAAUUUUGGUUUAGUUGAACACUUCUUGCAAACACUGGUAGCUUUUUUCCUUUGCAUUAUCUUUAGAGUUGUUUUGCAUGAUUUGUACCUUUUUUUAAAUUAAUGAAAAUGCAGGUAAUCAUUUGUUGUAACCAGUUUAUGAAUUAUGUUCCACAAGCAGAGUUUCAUGUAUGUAUUUAGUUAUAGUUAAGUUCAUUGCUGUGUUUAAGUGCACACUUGCUGAAGAUAUUUAGCAUGUAAAAAGCAGGGUUUUGAUACCAUAACAGCUUCAUAUUGAAGCUGAUUUUACUCUAAGCAAGUUCAGUGGCAGACCUGUUAUGUGAUGCAUCUUGUUAAGAUUAAAACAAAAAAUACUGCCAGAAUCUCAUUAAAGAUACUGUUUAAACAGUUUGUAUUUAUAUUUUUGUACUUGAGGGCUACAGAAUGUUGACCUAAAUCAUAAAGCUGUUUUACUUUAAAUUAGUUGCUUUAGAAAUUGAAAACACGCUUUUAUAAAUUAAAUGUGCACGCAUGAAAACACAAGCAACCAUUUGAUUUUAGUUUUUACAUGAAAUUCUCAUUAUUAGCUUCCACAAGUACCCAUUGCUGGGCCUGCUCCUAGUCUUUAACAACUGCCCACCUAUCCUGGAUUGUCAACUAGAGAUUAUUUUAAUGGUCCACUGCACAGGUGCUAACUUCUAACUUACCUCUGUUGCAUACAAUGUUUCAAAUAUUUUAUUGCCAAGAAUUUCAAGACCUUUGUUAAUGGAUAAUUAGUCUGCAAAUCAUAACUAAGAACUGGGGGAGAAAGAUGAUUUAGCAUUGUCAUUCAACAGUGAAAUUGACUUUUCUAGUAAGUUCUUAGAAAAAUACAAGUCUUGAAUUGCAGCAGUGUCCUUCUAAAAUAUGCUAAAUAUUUUGAUCAAGUAUUUUAUACUGCUGGGUUUGAUGCUACUGAUUCUAGACCCUGUUUUGUCAGUGAGGUUAAAAUAAAGGCAGUGAAUAGGAGGGGGUUGGUUUGCAGUUUUUAUUUUGUUUUUGUUUUAAGUUGUGAUGUUGCAGUUUUGGUAAAAGAACUUGUAAUGAACCAUAUCAUAAAUGCUCUGCUCUGCGUGAUACCUUAUUUGACUUUUACACAACUACCUGCAACAGAAAGAAAUAAAAAAUGGGAAUGAGGGCCCCAGCCUUCCAAAUACAUAAGCCGGUAUGUCAUUUUAAUUGUCUGAAUAUAACUACUUGUUCUUGUCAAUUGUGUGCUUCAAAUACUGUUGCAAAGCUUUGGUAGUGGUGUAGCUACUUAAGGAGCUACAGGCUUUGUCAGGUCACAGCAAAGCUGCUUUCAUGUCAGCAAUGAAAUGUUUCAGUUUUCAAUACAUUAGACAACCA
Molecule: messenger RNA, 4632 nt
Organism: Cygnus olor (mute swan)
Lineage: Eukaryota; Metazoa; Chordata; Aves; Anseriformes; Anatidae
Gene: FAM133B
Product: family with sequence similarity 133 member B
Exons: 11
Coding region: 1751-2473 (240 amino acids)
Source: RefSeq, a predicted model, not a curated record